Molecule: messenger RNA, 1568 nt
Organism: Aedes aegypti (yellow fever mosquito)
Lineage: Eukaryota; Metazoa; Arthropoda; Insecta; Diptera; Culicidae
Gene: mspo
Product: spondin-2
Exons: 5
Coding region: 422-1504 (360 amino acids)
Biological process (GO): cell adhesion
Cellular component (GO): extracellular matrix
Source: RefSeq, a predicted model, not a curated record
CUGAUAGUCGUCGGUCAUAUUCGCGGAAUAUUAAACCUACAUUUCUGUUUCUUCACGCCUCCUGAACAAACCGUCGGCAGCAGAUGACUCAGUCUUUGGUGUGAUUUCGCCCGGCGCGGUAGAACUUUGAAUCCUCGCUCUCUCGGUUAACAAAUGUCGCGACGUGGUUUUGUGUGAUCUGGGAUUUUUUCCCUCAAGUGCAAGCGAUUUGUUGGUUGUGAUCUGAUCUGUGGUUAAUUUCAAUUGCAAUCGAAGAAGGUGCCUUUCUCCGAUUAAGCCGCGAGUGAUUGAUUCGUCUAGACGAUUUGAUUGGCAGAAGAAAUUCCAACUGUCGUGUGAAAAGUGUUGCAUGUCCGCUGCAUUCAUAGGCCCGUGACAGAAACCGGGGAGGAAAAAAUCGUAAAAUAGAUUACGCUCUGAAAUGAUGAAAAUGAAACUAGUUGUGCUGUGGCGGCAGCAAAAGCCUGCCUUCCUAGUGCCGUUGCUCCUAGGGCUGGUGGUGCUGUUAAUGGAUUCGACGCCGAUCACCGAUGGGGCGGUUUUCCAAAGUGAAAGCUGCUCGGACUCGGAAGCGCUCGUCUUCUACCGGAUCAAGCUGGCGACCAACUGGAGCAAGAAGCUCUUUCCGAAGCACUAUCCCGAGUUUCGGCCUCCGCCGCAGUGGAGCAUCACCUACGGGCAAAGCCACAACAACUCAUACCAUUUGUUCCGAAUGAAGGAUUAUGCGUCACCGGCCAUUCAAGCCUUUGCUGAAUCAGCCCAUUCGCGCACUCUGCAGGAGGAGCUGGCUCGUCAAAACUCCAUUAUCUACGAUGAGUUUCAUAUGGCGAAAAUCCCGAAAGGUGCUGGAUCAACGCAGGGAACGUUCUUCGUCGACGGCCGUCAUCACAAGGUCUCCUUCAUCACCAAGAUCAUCCCCUCGCCGGACUGGUUCAUCGGACUGGAUUCGUAUGAUCUGUGUUCCGACGGACAAUGGGUCGAUGACAUAACCUUAGAUUUGCACCCCGUGGAUGCUGGCACGAGCAAUGGUCUAACCUUCACCUCACCAAAGUGGCCAACCAAUCCUCCGGGCGUCAUUGAAAAGAUUACUGCUCGUUAUCCAAACCACUUCGCCAGCAGCUUUUUCUAUCCGGAAAUCAAACACCUUCCAGCGAUUGCGAAAGUGACAUUCACGAAGCUGCACGAGUACCACGGAACAAAUAACGUCCAAAAGAAGAUGAAGAAGCUCAAGAACAAACAACGUAAACGGUUGCUGAAGAAGUUGGCACUCGUUAAUCGGAAGCAGGAAAACGAAACCAUCAAGCAGAUAAACGAUUGCGAGGUGAGCAAGUGGUCCGAGUGGAGCGCCUGCAGUCAGUCGUGUGGGCUGGGCAAACGCACUCGCACCCGGGUCGUGGUGAAACACUCCAAGGAUCAAGGCCAGGAUUGUCCCCGGCUGAUGGAGACGCAGUGGUGCGGAUCGGCGAGGGAGUGCACCGACGGGGACAGCUAUUUUCGGUGGUAGCAGUAGGGCUGGAUGGUCUGCGGGGGAGCUUGAGUGUUGAGAUGAUUAAAUUGUUGAACUGAAA